Molecule: messenger RNA, 1149 nt
Organism: Myotis davidii
Lineage: Eukaryota; Metazoa; Chordata; Mammalia; Chiroptera; Vespertilionidae
Product: zinc finger protein 333-like
Exons: 11
Coding region: 1-1149 (382 amino acids)
Biological process (GO): regulation of DNA-templated transcription
Source: RefSeq, a predicted model, not a curated record
AUGGGGCCUGGGUCUCCUGCCGGUGGUUGGAGGGGCCCCGCGGGGUGCGCGGUGGGGCGUGUGCCCUCCUUUUUGCUGGUGCUGUCCGGCGGCUCGGAAGGGCGGGGAGGGCCCCGAGGGGCCGGGCGGCCUGGGACAGCUGCCCUGGCUGAGGUGCUUCCUCCUGUGGUUGCCUCGGGGCCGGGAUGGAUUGAGUACAGUUCGGACUCGCAGCCGCGUCCCCAACUUCUCCGGCCGGGUACCUCAUCCCCAGCUCCCCUGCACCUGGUUUCCACCCCACCCCAGGCCUUCACCACCGUACUGUCUGUGUCCAUAGAUUGGGAAUCUCAACCUAAAGCCAAAGAGUCUACUCCUAUGCAGGAUAUUUUGGAGGAAAAUUCAUCUCAUGAUUUGCAAAUGGGGCCAGGGCUUGAUUUGAGGAUGCAGAUCCAGCCCAUGAUGGGAGAGAGGGAGAAACUUUCACCUCCAGAGGACCGGUCACCUCUCUGGGAGUCCCCUUGGUCCUCUGGAUACACAGGACUGAAGGCGGCUGUGCAGAUUCAGGGGGUUGCCACGCCGGAGCCUGCACUGGGCCUUCCCGACCCCUGGGCCAAGGGUUCUGCUCUGCUUGCUCAAGAGCCUGUGUGGCUACAGGAGGAAAGCGUAGAGAAAGAAGCUGUGGUUCCUGGCGUGCUGUCUACCUGUGUACAGGAACCAGUCACCUUUGCAGAUGUGACUGUGCUCUUCACCCCAGAAGAAUGGAUGUUUCUAGACUCUGCCCAGAGAAGCCUGUAUAGAGACGUGAUGCUAGAGAACUACAGGAACCUGGCCUCUGUGGGAGAUCGACUAUGCAAACUCGGCACCUUUUCUUAUUUGGAGCAAAGAGAAGAGCUGUGGAUCACUGAUAGAGGGAUGUCCCCAGGAGUCCAAACAGAACCUCAACCUCAACCCCAAGAGUCAAUUCUUAACCAAGAUACUUUUGCGAAGAUUGUAUCCAUUGGCAUAGAAAGGGAGCAACCCCUGCCUGGAGAAAAACUCUAUAAGUAUAAUGAACUUGGGGAACCCUUUAACAGUAUCAAACAACUUUUCCAGUGUGAGAGAAUUUAUGCUGGAGGCAACCCCUAUGAAUGCCCAGAGAGUGGGGAAUCCUUCGCAAUUUUUUCAGUGUGA